UCCUCUGCUGCAUUGAACUUGGUUAGAUGCACAGAGCUGCAGCAGCAAUCACGCAUCUCACUCAGAAAUCUGCUGAUGUUACAUCCUCAUGCGUCAACGAUCAGUUAACGCGAGUGACUGUCCUCCACGGCUGCGUGGGCUGCAGGACGUACGAGGUGCCGCCCCCCGCCACGGUCCGUGAUAUCAAGGAGCUGAUUUACCAGGACACCGACUUUCCGGCGUCUGAGCAACAGCUGUGCCACCGCGGUCGGGAGUUAUCUGAUUGGAUCAAGAUUGGAGACCUCACUUACAAAAAUUAUGAUCUUUUCGUAAACCUUCAAUCAAAAGGCUUAAAAGGAGGAGGCCGAUUUGGUCAAACAACUCCACCUCUUGUUGAUUUUCUUAAGGAUAUUUUAAGAAGGUAUCCAGAAGGAGGACAGAUUCUUAAGGAAUUAAUUCAGAAUGCAGAAGAUGCUGGGGCCACAGAAGUUAAAUUUUUAUAUGAUGAAACUCAAUAUGGAAAGGAGACUCUCUGGUCAAAAGAUAUGGAGCAAUAUCAAGGGUCUGCACUUUAUGUGUAUAACAAUGCAGUUUUUACUCCUGAGGAUUGGCAUGGCAUUCAGGAAAUAGCAAGGAGCAGGAAAAAGGAUGAUCCACUAAAAGUUGGAAGAUUUGGAAUUGGGUUUAAUUCGGUCUAUCAUAUAACAGAUGUUCCUUGUAUCUUUAGCGGUGACCAGAUUGGAAUGUUAGAUCCCCAUCAGACACUUUUUGGCCCCCAUGAAUCAGGACAGUGUUGGAAUCUAAAAGAUGACAGUAAAGAAAUUAGUGAAUUUUCAGACCAGUUUGCACCAUUCAUUGGUGUUUUUGGAAGCACCAAGGAAACUUUCUUAAGUGGCAACUUUCCUGGAACUUUUUUUCGUUUCCCUCUUCGCCUACAGCCUUCACAACUGAGUAGUAAUCUGUACAACAAGCAAAAGAUUCUUGAGUUGUUCGACUCCUUCAGGGCAGAUGCAGAUACAGUGCUUCUCUUUCUGAAAAGUGUGCAGGAUGUCUCCUUACAUGUUCGAGAGGCUGAUGCAGAGAAACUGGUAUUUAGGGUAACAGCGAGUGAGAAUAAAGCCCUGAAACAUGAGCGACCCAAUUCCAUCAAAAUAUUGGGAACAGCUAUAAGUAAUUAUUGUAAGAAAGUUCCAAGCAACAGCAUUACAUGUGUGACAUAUCAUAUAAAUAUAGUUUUAGAAGAUGAGAGUACUAAGGAUGCACAAAAAACAUCUUGGCUGGUGUGUAACAGUGUAGGUGGUCGAGGAAUUUGCAAUGAACUGGAUUGUUUGGCUGAUGACUUGAAAUUUGUCCCAACCAUUGGCAUAGCUAUGUCUUUAUCAAGCAGUGAAGAAGAAACAGGAGCAAUAUCUGAUUUCUCAGGAAAAGCAUUUUGUUUUCUUCCUUUACCCCCUGGUGAAGAAAGUAAAACAGGUCUUCCAGUUCACAUUAGUGGGUUCUUUGGUCUCACUGACAACCGUAGAAGUAUUAAGUGGAGAGAGUUGGAUCAAUGGCGAGAUCCAGCAGCUUUAUGGAAUGAACUUCUUAUUAUGAAUGUUGUCCCAAAAGCAUAUGCCACUUUGGUCUUGGAUUCUGUAAAACGGCUGGAGACUGAAAAAAACUCAGACUUUCCCUUGUCUGUUGAUAUUAUCUAUAAUCUUUGGCCUGAAAUGAGCAAAGUUAAAGUACACUGGCAACCAAUUAUAGAACCUCUUUUUAACGAGCUGUUUCAAAAUGCAGUUAUUUAUUCAAUCAGUAAUCACUGGAUAAAGUUGGAGCAGGCAUAUUUCUCAGAACUAGAUGAAAGCUUGGAAUACACAAAAGCUGUGCUCAACUACCUCCAGAGCUCAGGGAAACAGAUUGUCAGAGUACCAGCAAAUAUUUCUAAUGCGAUUCAGCUUACAGCCUCUAGUGCUAAAUCUGUGAAGAAAGUGACUCCUGCUUUAGUGAGGCAGGUGUUGAAGAAAUGUGGACAUUCAGGCACUGCUGCUGAAAAGCUGCAACUUUUAGAAUUUGUGCUCUCAGAUGCAGCUUAUCAUGAACUUCUUGGGUUGGACCUUCUACCUUUACAAAAUGGAAAUUUUAUUCCCUUUUCUUCAUCUGUAUCAGAUCAAGAUGUAAUUUAUAUUACCUCAGAAGAUUAUCCAAGGUCCCUUUUCCCAGGUCUUGAAGGAAGAAUUAUUUUCAAUGACUUGAAACCCCAAAUUCUAGCUUCUUUAAAGGAAGCUGCUCAAACUCGAGGAAGACCCUGCACUCAACUGCAGCUUCUGAAUCCAGAACGAUUUGCACGUCUUAUUAAAGAAGUAAUGAAUACAUUUUGGCCUGGCAGAGAAUUGGUAGUUCAGUGGUAUCCAUUUGCUGAAGACAGUGAUCAUCCAUCUGUUGCAUGGCUUAAGAUGGUCUGGAAGAAUCUCUAUAUACAUUUUUCAGAGGAUUUGUCUCUAUUUGAUGAAAUGCCACUUAUUCCUAAGACUACAUUGGAGAAAAGUCAGACAUGUGUGGAGCUCAUUAGACUCAGGAUUCCAUCACCAAUUAUUUUAGAUGAUGAAUCUGAAGCACAGCUUCCCGAAUUUUUAGCAGACAUUGUACAAAAGCUUGGAGGCAUUGUCCUUAAAAAACUAGAUUCUUCUAUACAGCAUCCUCUUAUUAAAAAAUAUAUACAUUCCCCAUUACCCAGUGCUGUUUUGCAGAUAAUGGAGAAGAUGUCAUUGCAGAAACUGUGUAAUCAAGUAGCUUCACUGCUUCCAACACAUAAAGAUGCUCUGAGGAAAUUCUUAGCUAGUUUAAAUGACAUAAAUGAAAAGGAAAAAAGAAUCAUUCAGGAAUUGACAAUAUUUAAAAGAAUUAAUCAUUCAUCUAGUCAAGGGAUUUCUUCUUUUACAAAAUUGAAAGGUUGUAAAGUGUUACAUCAUACUGCUAAACUUCCACCAGAUCUGAGACUCUCCAUUCCAGUAAUUGAUAACAGUGAUGAAGCUACCAUACGUUUGGCAAAUAUGUUGAAAGUAGAGCAGCUAAAAAGCACUGGCUGCUUAAAGUUUAUUUUAAAAGAUAUUGAAAAUGGCUUUUAUUCUCAUGAAGAAAUAACACAGCUUAUGCUAUGGAUUCUUGAACAUCUGUCCUCUCUGAAAAAUGAGAAUCCACAUGUAAUUGAUUGGGUAAUGCCAUUAAAGUUUAUUCAGAUUUCACAGGGACACAUUGUUUCAGCCAGUGAACUCUUUGAUUCUGAUAUUGGUAUGCUGCAAGAUUUGUUUUAUGCUGAAGAAGAAAUCUCCUUUCCACCUAGUAUUUUUACUUCUUCAGACAUUCUUCAUGCUUUGAGACAGAUAGGGUUAAAAAAUGAAAACAGUCUCAAAGAAAAAGAUAUCGUACAAGUGGCAAAAAAAAUUGAAGAAUUACAAGUUAGUUCUAGCCCAAAUCUGGAUGCUCUUUUAAAGAAAGCUAAAACUCUCUUAAUGGUUUUGAAUAAAAAUCAUACAUUAUUACAGUCACCUGAAGCAAAAGCAACACUGAAGAAGAUAAAGUGGGUUCCAACAUGCAAGGAAAGGCCUCCAAAUUAUCCAGGAUCUUUAAUCUGGAAAGGAGACCUUUGUAAUCUUUGUUUACCACCAGAAAUGUGCGAUGUAGCUCAUGCCACUUUAGUUGGUUCAUCAGUUCCUCUUGUUGAAAGUGUCCAUGCAAAUUUGGAAAAAACUCUUGGCAUAUUCACAAAACCUAGUAUAAAUGCAGUCUUAAAACACUUUAAGAUUGUUGUUGAUUGGCAUAGUUCAAAAACUUUUAGUGAUGAAGACUAUUACCAGUUCCAACAUAUUUUGCUUGAAAUUUAUGGAUACAUGCACGAUCAUUUAGAUGAAGGCAAGGAAGCUUUUAAAGCUUUGAAGUUUCCAUGGGUCUGGACAGGUAAAAAAUUUUGUCCCCUAGCGCAGGCAGUAAUAAAACCAAUACAUGAUCUUGAACUUCAGCCUUAUUUGCACAGUGUGCCUAAAACUAUGGCAAAAUUCCACCAGCUAUUUAAGGCCUGUGGUUCGAUAGAAGAGUUGACAUCAGAUCAUAUUUCCAUGGUCAUUCAGAAGAUAUAUCUUAAAAGUGAUCAAGAACUCAGUGAAGAAGAAAGUAAACAAAAUCUUCAUCUUAUGCUGAAUAUUAUACGAUGGUUGUAUAGCAGUCAGAUCCCAGCAAGCCUCAAUACACCAGUACCAAUUCACUAUAGCAAGAAUCCUUCUAAACUUAUGAUGAAACCGAUUCAUGAAUGUUGUUAUUGUGAUAUUAAAGUUGAUGAUCUUAAUGACUUACUGGAAGAUUCUGUGGAACCAAUCAUUUUGGUGCAUGAGGACAUACCCAUGAAAACUGCAGAAUGGUUAAAAGUUCCAUGCCUUAGUACAAGACUGAUCAAUCCUGAAAAUAUGGGGUUUGAGCAAUCAGGACAGAGAGAACCACUUACUGUAAGAAUUAAAAACAUUCUGGAAGAAUAUCCUUCAGUUUCAGAUAUUUUUAAGGAGUUACUUCAAAAUGCUGAUGAUGCAAAUGCAACAGAAUGCAAUUUCAUGAUUGAUAUGAGAAGAAACAUGGACAUAAGAGAGAAUCUUUUAGACCCUGGGAUGGCAGCCUGCCAUGGGCCUGCUCUGUGGUCAUACAACAAUUCUGAAUUCUCAGAUUCUGACUUUAUAAACAUAACUAGAUUAGGAGAAUCUUUAAAAAGGGGAGAGGUUGAUAAAGUUGGAAAAUUUGGUCUUGGAUUUAAUUCUGUGUACCAUAUCACUGACAUUCCCAUCAUUAUGAGUCGAGAGUUCAUGAUAAUGUUUGAUCCAAAUAUAAACCAUCUCAGUAAACAUAUUAAAGAUAAAUCUAACCCUGGCAUCAAAAUUAAUUGGAGUAAACAACAAAAAAGACUUAGGAAAUUUCCUAAUCAAUUUAAGCCAUUUAUAGAUGUGUUUGACUGUCAGUUACCACUAACUGUAGAAGCACCUUACAGUUACAAAGGAACUCUUUUCCGACUUUCAUUUAGAACACAACAAGAAGCUAAACUGAGUGAGAUCAGUAGUACUUGCUAUAAUACAGCAGACAUUUACUCCCUUGUGGAUGAAUUUAGCCUCUGUGGACAUAGGCUCAUCCUUUUCACUCAGAAUGUCAAUACCAUGUUUUUGAAGUACUUGAAAAUUGAAGAAACCAAUCCUGGUUUAGCACAAGAUAUAAUUGUCAUUAAAAAAAACAUUUGUUCCUCCAAAGCAUUAAAUGUACCUAUUGUAAGUGUUUUGAAAGAAGCUGCUAAGCUCAUGAAGACCUGCAGUAGCAGUAAUAAAAAACCUCAGAUAGAUAUGCCAAAGUCAUCUUGCAUAUUACAGAUCACAGUUGAAGAAUUUCGGCAUGUGUUCAGAAGAAUUGCUGAUUUGCAGUCACCACUUUUUAGGGGCCCAGAUGAUGAUCCAGCUGCCUUAUUUGAAAUGGCAAAAUCAGGACAAGCUAAAAGGCCAUCUGAAGAACUACCACAGAAAACAGUGGAUUCUACAACAUGGCUAAUAUGUACCUGCAUGGAUACUGGAGAGGCUUUAAAAUUUUCCCUGAAUGAAAGUGGAAGAAGACUUGGGCUUGUUCCUUGUGGUGCAGUAGGAGUCUUAUUUUCUGAAGCCCACGAUCAAAAAUGGACUGUGAAACAACACAUUGGUGAAGUUUUCUGCUAUUUACCUCUGAGAAUAAAAACAGGGUUGCCUGUUCACAUCAAUGGCUGUUUUGCAGUUACUUCAAAUAGGAAAGAAAUAUGGAAGACAGAUACAAAAGGAAGGUGGAACAAUAUAUUCAUGAGACAUGUUAUUGUUAAAGCCUACCUAGAAGCACUUAGUGUUUUGCGAGAGUUAGCCGUAAGUGGAGAGCUAAUUGAUUAUACUUACUAUGCAGUGUGGCCUGAUCCUGAUUUAGUUCAUGAUGAUUUUUCUGUGAUAUGCCAAGGUUUUUAUGAAGAUAUAGCUCAUGAGAAAGGCAAAGAAAUGUCUAGAGUCUUCUCUGAUGGAUCCAUGUGGGUUUCUAUGAAGAAUGUGAGAUUUUUAGACGAUUGUAUACUUAAAAGAUCAGAUAUUGGUCCUGCUGCUUUCAAGAUCUUUUUAAAAUACCUUAAGAAAACUGGAUCAAAGAAUCUCUGUGCUGUUGAGCUUCCUUCUUCAGUAAAAUUAGGAUUUGAAGAAGCAGGUUGUAAGCAGAUACUUCUUGAGAAUACAUUUUCUGAAAGACAGUUUUUUUCAGAAGUAUUUUUCCCAAAUAUACAAGAAAUUGAACCAGAACUUCGGGAUCCUUUAAUGUAUUUUGUUUUAAAUGAAAAGGUUGAGGAAUUCUCUGGAAUUCUUCGUGUAACUCCAUGUGUUCCUUGCUCUUUGGAGGGCCAUCCUUUAGUCUUGCCUUCAAGGUUGAUCCAUCCUGAAGGACGAGUUGCAAAGUUAUUUGAAAUUAAAGAUGGAAGAUUUCCUUAUGGAUCCACCCAGGAUUAUCUUAAUCCUAUUAUCUUGAUUAAACUUGUCCAGUUAGGAAUGGCAAAAGAUGAUAUAUUAUGGGAUGACAUGCUAGAACGGGCAGAGUCAGUAGCUGAAAUUAAUAAAAGGGACCAUGCUGCUGCUUGCCUAAGAAGUAGCAUUUUAUUGAAUCUUAUUGAUGAGAAACUAAAAAUUAGGGAUCCUAGAGCAAAAGAAUUUUCUGCAAAAUAUCAAACAAUCCCUUUUCUCCCAUUUUUAACAAAACCAGCAGGUUUCUCUCUGGAGUGGAAAGGUAGCAGUUUUAAGCCUGAAACUAUGUUUGCAGCAACUGAUCUUUAUACAGCUGAGUACCAAGAUAUAGUUUGUCUUUUACAACCAAUUCUCAAUGAAAAUUCUCAUUCUUUUAAAGGUUGUGGUUCAAUGUCAUUGGCUGUCAAAGAGUUUUUGGGGUUGCUUAAGAAGCCAACAGUUGAUUUGGUUAUAAACCAGUUAAAAGAGGUUGCAAAAUCACUUGAUGGAAUUACAUUGUAUCAGGAGAAUAUCACCAAUGCUUGCUACAAAUACCUUCAUGAGGCAAUGCUACAAAAUGAAACCACAAAGACAGCAAUUAUUGAACAGCUUAAAACUUAUAAUUUCAUCUUAGUUGAGAAUGCUUAUGUUGAACCAGAAAAAGUAUCAUUUCAUUUAAACUUUGAUGCAGCACCAUAUCUUUAUCAGUUGCCAAAUAAAUACAAAAAUAAUUUCCGUGAACUCUUUGAAAGCAUAGGUGUGAGAUCUUCAUUUACAGUUCAAGAUUUUGCCCUUGUUUUGGAAUCAGUAAAUCAAGAGAGAGGGACAAAACAAAUAACUGAAGCAAACUUUCAGCUUUGCAGACGAAUUAUUAGUGAAGGAAUAUGGAGUCUUAUUAGAGAAAAGAAUCAAGAAUUUUGUGAGAAAAAGUAUGGCAAAAUAUUGUUACCAGACACUAAUCUUGCUCUUUUGCCUGCUGAAUCAUUAUGUUAUAAUGAUUGUCCCUGGAUAAAAGUCAAGGAUACCACUGUAAAAUACUGUCAUGCUGAUAUUCCUAGGGAAGUAGCUGUAAAACUUGGAGCAGUACCAAAGCGACAUAAGGCCUUAGAAAGAUAUGCUUCCAAUAUCUGUUUUACAACACUUGGAACUGAAUUUGGACAGAAAGAAAAACUGACCAGUAGGAUUAAAAGUAUCCUUAAUGCUUAUCCUUCAGAAAAAGAAAUGUUGAAAGAACUCCUUCAAAAUGCUGAUGAUGCUAAAGCCACAGAAAUUUGUUUUGUGUUUGAUCCAAGACAACAUCCAGUUGAUAGGAUAUUUGAUGAUAAGUGGGCACCACUACAAGGGCCAGCACUUUGUGUAUAUAACAAUCAACCAUUUACUGAAGAUGAUGUCAGAGGAAUUCAAAACCUUGGAAAAGGUACAAAAGAAGGAAAUCCUUGUAAAACUGGACAAUAUGGCAUAGGAUUCAAUUCUGUAUAUCACAUUACUGACUGUCCUUCUUUUAUUUCUGGUAAUGACAUACUCUGUAUCUUUGAUCCUCAUGCAAGAUAUGCACCAGGAGCUACAUCAGUUAGCCCUGGACGCAUGUUUAGGGAUUUAGAUUCAGAUUUCAGAACACAGUUCUCAGAUGUUCUAGAUCUCUAUUUAGGUGAUCAUUUUAAACUAGACAAUUGCACAAUGUUUAGAUUUCCACUUCGUGAUGGAGAAAUGGCCAAAGUUUCAGAAAUUUCCUCUGUUCCAUCAUCAGACAGAAUGGUUCAGAACCUUUUGGAUAAAUUGCGGUCAGAUGGGGCAGAACUUCUUAUGUUUCUUAAUCAUAUGGAAAAGAUUUCGAUUUGUGAAAUAGAAAAGGCAACAGGUGCACUAAAUGUACUAUAUUCAGUAAAAGGCAAAAUAACUGAUGGAGACAGACUAAAGCGGAAGCAAUUUCAUGCAGCUGUAAUUGACAGUGUUACAAAAAAGAAGCAACUGAAAGACAUACCAGUACAACAAAUUACAUAUACUAUGGAUACUGAAGACUCUGAAGGUAACCUUACUACAUGGCUAAUUUGUAACAGAUCAGGAUUUUCAAGCAUGGACAAAGUUUCUAAGAGUGUUAUUUCAGCUCAUAAAAAUCAGGAUAUUACUCUUUUUCCACGUGGUGGAGUAGCAGCUUGUAUUACUCAUAAUUAUAAGAAACCCCAUAGAGCCUUCUGCUUUUUGCCACUCUCUUUAGAAACAGGGCUACCUUUUCAUGUAAAUGGACACUUUGCCUUAGACUCAGCAAGAAGAAAUUUGUGGCGGGAUGAUAAUGGAGUUGGUGUUCGAAGUGACUGGAAUAAUAGUUUGAUGACUGCUUUAAUAGCACCAGCAUAUGUUGAACUGCUGAUUCAGUUAAAAAAGCGUUAUUUCCCUGGUACUGAUCCCACAAUGUCAAUUUUACAAAAUACAGCUAUUCAUGUUGUAAAAGACACUUUAAAAAAGUUUUUGUCAUUUUUCCCAGUCAACAGACUUGACCUGCAACCAGAUUUAUAUUGUCUGGUGAAAGCACUUUACAUUUGUAUUCAUGAAGAUCAGAAACGCUUAUUACCUGUGGUAAGGGCUCCAAAUAUUGAUGGCUCAGAUUUACAUUCUGCAGUUAUUAUCACUUGGGUUAAUAUGUCUGCUUCAAACAAAACAAAACCAUUUUUUGACAACUUGCUUCAGGAUGAAUUACAACACCUUAAAAAUGUAGAGUACAAUAUCACAACACGUAAGACUAUAGCAGAAAAUGUUUACAGACUAAAGCAUUUACUUUUAGAAAUUGGAUUCAACUUGAUAUAUAAUUGUGAUGAAACUGCCAAUCUUUACCACUGUCUUUUAGAUGCAGAAAUUCGCAGCUAUGUAACUCCUGCUGAUGUUCGGUCAUUUUUGAUGACAUUUUCUUCUCCUGAUACUAAUUGCCACAUUGGGAAAUUGCCUUGCCGCCUUCAGCAGACUAAUUUGAAGCUAUUUCACAGUUUAAAGCUUUUGGUAGAUUAUUGCUUUAAGGAUGCAGAAGAAAAUGAGAUGGUAGUUGAAGGACUGCCACUUCUUAUUACAGUUGAUAGUGUUUUGCAAAUUUUUGAUGCAAAACGUCCCAAAUUUCUUACAACAUAUCAUGAAUUGAUACCUUCCCGCAAGGAUUUGUUUAUGAAUACGUUAUAUUUGAGAUACAGCAAUAUUUUAUUGACUAGCAAGGUUGCAAAAGUUUUUGAUAUUACCAGUUUUGCUGAUUUGUUAUCCUCUGUGUUACCACGUGAAUAUAAAACUAAAAGUUGUACGAAGUGGAAAGAAAAUUUUGCAAGUGAAUCCUGGCUUAAAAAUACGUGGAAUUUUAUUAGUGAAUCUGUAAAUGUGAAAGAAGAUCAAGAAAAAAUAAAACCUACUUUUGAUAUUGUUGUUGAUACACUAAAGGAUUGGGCUCUGCUUCCAGGAACUAAAUUUACUGUUUCAGCCAGUCAGCUUGUUGUUCCAGAGGGGGAUGUUUUACUUCCUCUAAGCCUUAUGCAUAUAGCUGUUUUUCCAAAUGCCCAGAGUGAUAAAGUUUUCCAUGCUUUAAUGAAAGCUGGUUGCAUUCAGCUUGCUUUAAACAAAAUUUGUUCCAAAGACAAUGUGAUUGUUCCUCUACUGUCAGCUCACACAGCAAACAUAGAUAAUCCUACAAGCAUUUUGAAAGCUAUACAUUAUAUGGUUCAGACCUCAACGUUUAGAACUGAAAAAUUAGCAGAACAUGAUUUUGAGGCUCUCUUAAUGUAUUUUAAUUGUAAUUUAAGUCACUUGAUGUCUCAGGAUGACAUUAAAAUAUUAAAAUCACUUCCAUGCUAUAAAUCUAUUAGUGGUCGAUAUAUGAGCAUUGCAAAAUUUGGAGCAUGUUAUGUACUUAUAAAAACCAUCCCUUCAGCUGAAGUGGAAAAAUGGACACUAUCCUCAUCAUCUGCAUUUCUUGAAGAAAAAAUACACUUGAAGGAAUUAUAUGAAGUUCUUGGUUGUGUCCCUGUAGAUGAUCUUGAAGUAUAUUUGAAACUUUUACCAAAGAUUGAAAAUCUCUCUUAUGAUGCAAAAUUAGAACAUCUCAUUUACCUGAAGAACAGAUUAUCUAGCAUUGAAGAAUCAUUAGAGAUAAAGGAACAGCUUUUUGAAAAGUUGGAGAGUUUGUUGAUAAUUCAUGAUGCAAGUAAUCGUUUAAAAUCUGCAAAACAUUUUUAUGACAGAACUGUGAGAGUUUUUGAAGUUAUGCUUCCAGAAAAAUUAUUCAUACCUAAGGAUUUCUUUAAAAAAUUGGAGCACCUCACUAAACCCAAGAACCAAGCUUCAUUCUUAACAUCAUGGGUAGCAUUCUUAAGAAAUAUUGGACUAAAAUAUAUUCUUUCUCAACAGCAAUUAUUACAGUUUGCUAAGGAAGUAAGUAUGAGAGCUAAUACAGAAAACUGGUCUAAAGAAACACUGCAAAACACAGUUGAUGUCCUUCUUUAUCACAUAUUUCAAGAACGAACGGAUUUAUUAUCUGGAAAUUUUUUGAAAGAAUUAUCUCUAGUACCUUUCUUAUGUCCUGAACGUGCUCCUGCUGAAUUUAUUAGAUUUCAUCCCCAAUAUCAAGAGGUAAAUGGAACCCUUCCUCUUAUACGGUUCAAUGGAGCACAGGUGAAUCCUAAAUUCAAACAGUCAGAUGUCUUGCAGCUGUUGUGGACCUCCUGUCCUAUUCUUCCUGAGAAAGCAACACCUUUGAGUAUCAAAGAACAAGAAGGUAGUACUCUUGGUCCACAGGAACAACUUGAACAAGUUUUGACUAUGCUCAGUGUUAAUUUAGAUCCUCCUCUUGAUAAAGUUAUUCAUAAUUGCAGAAAUAUUUGCAACAUAACAACUUUGGAUGAAGAGAUGGUAAAAACUAGAGCCAAGGUCUUACGGAGUAUUUAUGAAUUUCUCAGUGCAGAAAAAAAAGAGUUCCGCUUUCAACUUCGAGGAGUUGCUUUUGUUAUGGUAGAAGAUGGUUGGAAGCUUCUAAAACCUGAGGAAGUUGUGAUAAAUCUAGAGUAUGAAUCUGAUUUUAAACCUUACUUAUAUAAACUGCCUUUAGAACUUGGCACCUUUCAUCAAUUAUUCAAGCAUUUAGGUACUGAAGAUGUUAUUUCAACUAAACAAUAUGUUGAGGUGCUAAGCCGUAUAUUUAAGAAUUCUGAAGGAAAGCAGUUAGAUCCUAAUGAAAUGCGCACAGUUAAGAGAGUUGUUUCUGGACUGUUCAAGAGUCUUCAGAAUGAUUCAGUCAAGGUUAGAAAUGAUCUUGAGAAUGUACGAGAUCUUGCACUUUAUCUUCCAAGUCAAGAUGGUAGAUUGGUAAAGUCAAGCAUCUUAGUUUUUGACGAUGCACCACAUUAUAAAAGCAGAAUACAGGGACAUAUUGGGGUUCAAAUGCUUGUUGAUCUGAGCCAGUGUUACUUGGGAAAAGACCAUGGUUUUCAUACGAAGUUGAUAAUGCUUUUUCCUCAGAAACUCAGGCCUCGUCUACUGAGUAGCAUUCUUGAAGAACAGUUAGAUGAAGAAACACCAAAAAUUUGUCAGUUUGGAGCAUUAUGUUCUCUUCAAGGAAGAUUGCAGUUACUCUUAUCUUCAGAACAGUUCAUUACUGGACUCAUUAGAAUAAUGAAACAUGAAAAUGACAAUGCUUUCCUGGCCAAUGAAGAGAAGGCCAUUAGACUUUGCAAAGCCCUUCGAGAAGGAUUAAAAGUUUCAUGCUUUGAGAAGCUUCAAACAACAUUAAGAGUUAAAGGAUUUAAUCCUAUCCCCCAUAGCAAAAGUGAAACAUUUGCUUUUUUAAAACGGUAUGGCAAUGCAGUAAUUUUACUCUAUAUACAACAUUCAGACAGUAAAGACAUAAAUUUCCUGUUAGCAUUAGCAAUGACACUUAAAUCAGCAACUGACAAUUUGAUUUCAGACACCUCCUAUUUAAUUGCCAUGUUGGGCUGUAAUGAUAUUUAUAGGAUCAGUGAGAAACUUGACAGUUUAGGAGUGAAAUAUGACUCAUCAGAACCAUCAAAACUUGAACUUCCGAUGCCUGGCACUCCAAUACCUGCUGAAAUCCACUAUACUCUACUUAUGGAUCCAAUGAAUGUUUUUUAUCCAGGAGAAUAUGUUGGAUAUCUUGUUGAUGCAGAAGGUGGGGAUAUCUAUGGAUCUUACCAACCAACCUAUACAUAUGCUAUUAUUGUACAAGAAGUUGAAAAGGAAGAUGCUGACAACUCUAGUUUUCUAGGAAAGAUUUAUCAGAUUGAUAUUGGAUACAGUGAAUAUAAGAUAGUAAGCUCUCUUGACUUGUAUAAAUUUUCCAGGCCUGAUGAAAGUUCUCAUAGUAGAGACAGUGCACCUUCUACCCCAACCAGUCCUACUGAAUUUCCAGUCCCUGGACUUCGAAGUAUACCUCCCAUUUUCUCUGGAAAAGAGAGCCAUAAGACAUCUUCAAAACAUCAUUCACCCAAAAAGAUUAAGGUAAAUUCUUUGCCAGAAAUAUUGAGAGAAGUGACAUCAGUAGUAGAACAAGCAUGGAAACUUCCAGAAUCUGAAAGGAAAAAGAUUAUCAGACGAUUAUAUUUGAAAUGGCAUCCAGACAAAAAUCCAGAGAAUCAUGAUAUGGCUAAUGAAGUUUUUAAGCAUUUACAGAAUGAAAUUAGUAGAUUAGAGAAACAGGCUUUUAUAGAUCAAAAUACAGAUAGAACAUCAAGGAGAACAUUUUCAACAGCUUCUCGAUUUCAGUCAGACAAAUAUUCAUUUCAGCGAUUUUAUACUUCAUGGAAUCAAGAAGCAACAAGUCAUAAAUCAGAAAGGCAGCAACAAAACAAAGAAAAGGGUCCAUCUUCUGCAGGACAGUCUUAUUCUCAACGGUUUUUUGUUCCACCCACUUUUAAGACUGUAGGUAAUCCGGUUGAGGCACGGAGGUGGUUAAGGCAAGCUCGAGCAAAUUUUUCCGCUGCCAGAAAUGACCUUCAUAAAAAUGCUAAUGAAUGGGUAUGCUUCAAAUGCUACUUAGCCACUAAAUUAGCUUUGAUUGCUGCUGACUAUGCAGUAAGGGGAAAGUCAGAUAAAGAUGUGAAGCCAACUGCACUUGCACAAAAAAUAGAGGAAUAUAGUCAACAACUUGAAGGACUUACAAAUGAUGUUCAUACAUUGGAAGCUUAUGGUGUGGAUAGUUUAAAGACCAGAUACCCUGAUUUACUUCCUUUCCCUCAGAUCCCAAAUGAUAGGUUCACUUCUGAAGUUGCUAUGAGGGUGAUGGAAUGCACUGCUUGUAUCAUAAUAAAACUUGAAAACUUUAUACAACAGAAGGUAUGAAGUGACUAAAGGGAACAAUUUUUAGGUAGAGCUGAAUAUAGAACAUGAUGAAUGCAGACAAACAUUGAUUUGGCCAUCAUACUUCCAUGGGCUGAAUUACCUUUUAUCUAGGAGUUUUUGAAAUGUAGUGCACAAAGUUGAUACUAAAUUUGGAUGGCCAUUAACAUGAAUUCCAACAAAAAACUCUGAGCCUAAAAGAAAAUUAUUUUUACAAAGUUAUAGGAAAAUGAGUUACAUAAUUGUUAAAUGUAUGUAUGAGUGGUUAAAAUGACAUGUUAUUGAACUGCACUUUAUAUAACCAAAGCUUAGCAAUGUGUUAGAUAAGGUCUCAUAUGUUUCUUGUUAGGAUGAAUUUUGCUUAUGUUUCCAACAGGGUAUAAUUGUUUAAGGAAUUAAUGUAACACUGGACAUAUCACUGAGCUAAACAAAUAAGAAGUUGUCUCUGGAGUGAAGAUUUUUAUUUGAGUGGACUUUUUUUUUGACCCAUUGUUCUCUCAUCAGCUGGCUCUGAUUAUGAAUUUGUUCUCAUUUUAUAUCCUAAUAAUACUCAGUAUAUUUAAAUGGUACAGCAUUUUAAUUAUGAAUAUUACUUGAUUAUGCAUUCAUAGUACUUAUAAAAGUGCACCAAGUGCACUUUACACUUUAAGUUUAAAAAGUUUUUAAAAUUUUCUUUUAGUUUGUUUACAAGCUUCCUAUUUAAAGAUUUCAGGUGGAUAGCAUGAAAAUGCGUGGUAGUUUAUUACCAGAUGUUGAUAAUGUUUUUGAAAACUGCUUACCAAAAUAACAUUUUGAAGACUUGUUAUGUUUGUGUACAUAUUCUUUUCAUAAACAUAAUUUGUAUAGUGUGGGUGUACAGGUUGCAUUUUUUUUGUUUCAUAUGUCUAAUGGUGCUGCAAUAUAAUGUUCUAUUUUUUUGUCUUUCACUAUGACACUUCGUGAUCUUUGGGACUUAGUUAACAUUUCAGAUAUUGCAAAUUGUAAUAUCCUUGAUAAUGCCAUAUAAUUAAUUUAGUACUUUUUUAAAAAUAGGAAUUAUUAUUUGGAAGUUUCCUCUCCCCCAGGAUUUGUCCAUAUCUGAUGUUUAAUAUUUAUCAAGUCCAAGUGUAACAUAUUUAUUUACUUGUUAGCACAGUGAAAGUGUAAUUUUUUUUUCAGAAUGUAAAGAGUUCAGUGAUAAUGAGUUUACACAAAUGCAGUAACUGAAAUUAAUUAUUGCAAUCCAAAAGAAAAAUAUGCUGAUAUAGACUUUUAUGCAAUUAAAGGCUUAAAGAAUGUGUUGAAACAUUUUCAUUAUUAUUGGUAACAAAAAGAAUGUUUGCUUCUUGAACAAUGUAUUGCUUCUGAAUGUGAAGCCAUGUAAUUAUUUCUGCUGUUAUAUUAAGUGCCAUAAUUUUAAUAAAGCAAACAUAUACAUACAAAGAAAA
Phascolarctos cinereus (koala) is the source of this 15226-nucleotide messenger RNA. NCBI's taxonomy places the organism in Eukaryota, Metazoa, Chordata, Mammalia, Diprotodontia, Phascolarctidae. The record is from RefSeq and is a predicted model, not a curated record.